Nothobranchius furzeri (turquoise killifish) is the source of this 1763-nucleotide messenger RNA. Its product is annotated as phosphomannomutase 1. Gene Ontology annotation, cellular component: cytosol. NCBI's taxonomy places the organism in Eukaryota, Metazoa, Chordata, Actinopteri, Cyprinodontiformes, Nothobranchiidae. The record is from RefSeq and is a predicted model, not a curated record. Gene Ontology annotation, biological process: GDP-mannose biosynthetic process; protein N-linked glycosylation; mannose metabolic process. Gene Ontology annotation, molecular function: phosphomannomutase activity.
CACUCCAGAGACCCCGCCCUGUCCCCAUGGCUGUGUAUGGCUCCGCUCACUGUACCACCGCUGCAGAACCAUGUCACGUACGGCACGUUGACAAGGUCAGUCUGAGCUGAACGGACCCGAACCCGAACCCUGGAGAUAUUCGGAGGGAACCAGAAAACGGAGGGGGCGUGGCUCUCUGCUCGAGCAGACAGGAGGAGCAAAAACCAAAACAGACCCGUUAAAAACCUCCAAGUCUGUUUAUUUUUCUUUGCUAACAUUUCCUCCGAGUGCUGCAAACUAAGAUGCCGUGAAUCACCGAACCGGACCUCAGACUUGUAGAGGAAAUGGAGAAAGCUACCGGCUUCCCGUCGGACCGACGCGUGCUGUGUCUGUUUGAUGUGGACGGCACUUUGACACAGCCGAGAGAAAAAAUCGACCCAAAGCUGGAUGAGUUCUUCCAGACUCUGCGCAGGAAAGUGAAGAUCGGCAUCGUGGGGGGGUCAGACUACCCAAAAAUCGCAGAGCAGCUCGGGGAGGGAGAUGAUGUCAUCCACAAGUUUGAUUAUGUGUUUGCCGAAAAUGGAACGGUUCAGUACAAAGAUGGAAAACUACUCUCAAAACACGCGAUUCAGAACCAUCUUGGGGAGGAGCUGCUGCAGGAACUCAUCAACUUCUGCCUCAACUACAUGGGGCUCAUCAAGCUGCCAAAGAAAAGGGGGACUUUCAUCGAGUUCAGGAACGGCAUGAUUAACGUUUCUCCCAUCGGUCGGAGCUGCACACUGGAGGAGCGAAUAGAGUUUUCUGAAAUUGAUAAGAGGGAGAAGAUCAGGGAGAAAUUUGUUGCUGCACUGAAGGAAGAGUUUGCUGGAAAGGGGCUGCGCUUCACUAGAGGUGGUCUGAUCAGUUUUGAUGUAUUUCCUGAAGGCUGGGACAAGAGGCUUUGCUUAGACCUGCUGGAGAACGAAGGCCUAGAUGCCAUCUACUUCUUUGGAAAUGAGACCUCAGAUGGAGGAAAUGAUUAUGAAAUCUUCAACGACCCACGAACCAUCGGUUUCACCGUCUACUCCCCCGAGGACACGGCCAGACUCUGUCAAGAACUGUUUUUGGAUUCUUCACCGCGUGACUCCAGACGUUCAGACUCAAACUCUUCACCAAUAAUCUCCUCUGACCUGUAUCACAACCAGUGUCCUGAACCCAGACUAAUCGUGAAGUGUUGAACAAGGUACCACUGAUGUUAUUAUUAAUAUUAUUAAAUGGUAAUCAAGAGCUGUUGGGGAAGAUGACAGCAUAUCUUUGGUAAAUUGCACUUUUUAUUUAAGGGAUGGUGACUGGAAGUGUUGUUGGACUGUUGGACUGUAUAACCAGGAAUUAACAAGAACAAAGAAGAGAGUUAAAGCUGCUUUCCGGAGUUUUCCUCCUUUCAGAAAUGAUGUAUGAUUUUUCAGAAAUCCGUAAAAGUGAUUAUCUCAUCAUGUACUGUGAUAAAAUGCACGCAAUAUGUCUUUUUUUUUUUUGAUAAGCACGCCCCCUGCCCCGCAGAGCUCCAUUCAAUAGGAAACUGAGCGCUGACCAGAACUAACCAAUAGCGUUAGACUACCGCUUAUUUGCUUCAAAUUUAAGGAAUGCCUCGGUUGAUGCAGAGUUCAUGAACUUUUCACAGACAAGAAAGUCUUUAAAAUAUAAAUAUAUGAAAACACAACAUGACAUGAGAAUAAUACUCGUAAAACAACGUGUUUCAGCUCUUGUUUGUCAGCUAAGAAGCGCAUUUAUAAACAGAAACAUGA